Chrysochloris asiatica (Cape golden mole) is the source of this 492-nucleotide messenger RNA. RefSeq names its product hes family bHLH transcription factor 5 (gene HES5). The record is from RefSeq and is a predicted model, not a curated record. Bases 1 to 492 code for a protein of 163 amino acids. Gene Ontology annotation, cellular component: nucleus. Gene Ontology annotation, biological process: anterior/posterior pattern specification; regulation of neurogenesis; regulation of transcription by RNA polymerase II. The transcript is spliced from 3 exons. Lineage: Eukaryota; Metazoa; Chordata; Mammalia; Afrosoricida; Chrysochloridae. Gene Ontology annotation, molecular function: DNA-binding transcription factor activity, RNA polymerase II-specific; protein dimerization activity; RNA polymerase II cis-regulatory region sequence-specific DNA binding.
AUGGCCCCCAGCACCGUGGCCGUGGAGCUGCUCAGCCCCAAGGAGAAAAACCGGUUACGCAAGCCGGUGGUGGAGAAGAUGCGCCGCGACCGUAUCAACAGCAGCAUCGAGCAGCUGAAGCUGCUGCUCGAGCAGGAGUUCGCUCGGCACCAGCCUAACUCUAAACUGGAGAAGGCCGACAUCCUGGAGAUGGCCGUCAGCUACCUGAAGCACAGUAAAGCCUUUGCCGCCGCCGCUGCCGGCCCCAAGAGCCUGCACCAGGACUACAGCGAGGGCUACUCGUGGUGCUUGCAGGAGGCCGUACGCUUCCUGACGCUGCACGCGGCCAGCGAUACGCACAUGAAGCUGCUCUACCACUUCCAGCGACCUCCGGCCGCACCUGCCGCGCCCAAGGAGCCCCCGGCAGCCAGCGUCGGACCCCCACUCUCGCUCACCUCAGCCAAGGCCUCUGCCCCACGACAGCCUGCCUGCGGCCUCUGGCGGCCCUGGUGA